AUGCUCUCUCUUCUCGUUUCCGCUGAGCUCACAGGCGUCACCGACCUCCGUCCCCAAGAUACCGAGGAGGAACCGUACUUCUAUACCUUCAAGGUACAAUGCACAUCGUGCCGCGAGGUGCACCCAAACUGGGUCAGCUUCAAUCGCUUUGAACAACACGAGAUCCCCGGAAGCCGGGGCGAGGCCAACUUUGUGUGGAAGUGCAAGCUGUGCCAGAAGACACACUCCGCCUCGAUCGUGAGCGGACCCAAUACGUACGAGGCCGACGAGAAACGCAAGAAGCAAAAGGUGAUCGAGCUUGACUGCCGGGGCCUCGAGUUCACGGAGUUCAAGCCUGAUGGAGAAUGGGAGGCAAAGGGAGCUGAAUCCUCGACGGCCUUCAAGGGCAUUGAUCUGUCCGAGGACGAAUGGUAUGACUACGACGAGAAGGCGGGGGAUGAGGUCUCCAUCAAGGAGAUCAGCUGGGAGGUCGGACGGUCCUGA
Messenger RNA from Aspergillus clavatus NRRL 1, 483 nucleotides. RefSeq names its product CXXC motif containing zinc binding protein. The coding region runs from base 1 to 483 and encodes 160 amino acids. The record is from RefSeq and is a predicted model, not a curated record. NCBI's taxonomy places the organism in Eukaryota, Fungi, Ascomycota, Eurotiomycetes, Eurotiales, Aspergillaceae. Gene Ontology annotation, molecular function: zinc ion binding. The transcript has 5 exons.